UCUUCUUUUUCUAUGGUUACGAAGGAGCCAGCAAAGCAUCAAAAUGGAGUACAUGGGAAGUUCGUACGAUGGCGAUUACAAAAAUGGAAGAAUGGAGGGUAAAGGUGUCUACACCUUUCCCACGGAAACCCGUUAUGAAGGUGACAUGUACGAUGGAAUGUUCCAUGGGCGAGGAACUCUAUAUUUUCCCAAUAAAAGUCAAUUUGAGGCCGAGUGGGACAAAGGCUAUGUUGUAAAGGGUAAAUACAAGUUUGCUGAUGGACUAGAAUAUGAUGAAGAUAACUGGGAGUAUUGUGAUGGCUAUGAUAGGAGAUUCUACACAGAAAUAUGUAAAGGCUUGAAGCCAGCAGGAAGAUCUCAGCUCACAAAUGUAGACCCACCUCGAACCAUUCCAGAAUUUCAUUAUGACUGUGGAGACGGUUACUACAAUCCAAAAACUCGAGUCAUUGUUGAUUACAACUUCAAGUUCCUCCGAAAUGCAGAUGAUGAUGAGCAUGCCUGGAUCAUAAAAACCUGCAGAAAAGGUUGGGACGAGUUUGUUGGCUACAAGGGAAUUCUUUGUAUGGUCACAUCCGACAAAGACGUCACUCCAGGAAACAGUCAAACCAUGGCAUCAGAGAGUCAGAUAUUGUCAUAGUUAGUGUUGUAAACAACUACACAACUUACACAUUGAUGGGUUAUGGUGGCAAAAGGCACUAUAUGGCAUGGUGUUAGCUGUCUGGUUUGAAAAUUGUUCCUAUUGGUUGAAACCAAUGUGUUACUUGGUUUUGUUGCAUAACCUGCUUCCUAUACUCCUAAGACUACCCAAAAAUACAAUUCCAAGGACAUGGUCAUGUGUAGGCGAACUACCUUUAAUUGUUUGUCUAAGGGCUGGUGUGUAAUGAUUAGUUGCCACUGAUGCACCCAGUGCAAGAUUUGUUUUGAAAUUUUAUAGUGAAAAGUGAUAAACAGCCGGCUCGGUAAAUGCUUUAUGGGGUAGGUCGGUUCUGUUUUUAAAAUAUGUAAUGGGGUUAUCCCAAACACUAUGCUUAUUUGUGUUGUAAAAUUGACGAGUUUUUUCUAAUGUGAAUAAAGCCUUCCCCACAUGUAGGUUUGGAAAUAUGUUUGGUUUUGGCUUGGACCAAUACAAUAUUAAAUGAAAACUGAGGGGAUCUUGGCAAAUCUCAGUGGUCUUAUUUUCAUGUUACAUUAAUAUUUAAUAAUUUUGCUACUCUAGAAGUCUAUCCUUUCUGGCACCUUUAGCAUACUUUAAAAAAUAAAUAAAAUUCUUUAAUGUGAUGUGGGGACCAAUUUACAGAUAAGUGACUAAUUAGGAACCUGUUUCUGUAAUCAUGCUUCACUUUUGGCUAGCAAUCGUAAAAGUCAUUUCCCUUCUGUGGGAAAGUGAAUUAAAAGGUGCCUUGCUGCCGCUAUUUGGUAGCAGUAGUGUGUGACAGUAGGGGUGGAUUUGGGAUUUUGUAUGAAAAAUAAGAACCUCAGAGAUGUGUUUUAGAGCCUUUUAAAAUAUAACAAAAUCACAAGUUAAAUAACAGACAAAAUAUUGUCAGUUUAUUACUGAAAUGAUUGUAUGUUUCAUUUUAUCGUGUCAGUACUCAUUAAUGAUGUUCAUGUGCAUGUGAUUUAUUAAGAAUGAUUUUACUUUGACAUGUAGUAGUUGAAAUCAAUCAUCCUGGUUCAUUUGGGGUGUUUGGUUUUUUGGUCAUUCCAUUCAUCAGGGUUUUUUUGGGGGUUUAUUUUUUUUUUUUUGGGGGGGGGGGGGUUCCAUUAACUCCAUGCUUAUGUUUUGGCUAUUUUAUUAUUAUUUUAUUUUAACUAUACCCCAAUUUAAUUGACAGCAUCAUGGUUUCUGUAGCCUUGAAAUUCAACUACUGGUCUGAAUAUAUUGAUUGUGUAAGAUAAAUUAUCUUUCAAAUGGCACAUUUGUACAACUAUGUUUUUAAUAUUUUUUAACAAUUGUUUACCUCUGAUGACUUUUAUACAUAGACUUUAUGUAAAUAUAUCACAGUACUAGUAACAAAUUUGUUAUAUGUAAAUAAAUAAUGCAAUAGCAAAUUUAUAUUGCUUAUUGAAAUAUUAUUUUUAUUUAAAAACAAAUGAGGUCUAUUUGAUUUCUCUAACAACUUACAUGAUAAUGAAUAUACUGUUGUUGUUGUUUUACCCUGUUUUCCACCAGUAGUUAUACUUAUCAACUUUAUAAUUAUAAAAACAUCAUGCAGUAGCAAAAUUAUACUAAAAUCAUCAUUUCACUGUUAGUGUUACAAUAGAAAUGGUUAUGCUGUAAUGUAUAAACUACAUGCAGUCAAUCCUUAUUAAGUGACCCAUUUUAACCAGCCAUCUGCCGUAAAGAGACCAGUUUCAAUACUCCCUUAAGUGGCCACUUAAUAUUGGUUUGCCUUCAUGUGUAUAAAUUAUGUCGAAUGUGUAAUCAUGUGUGUUUGUGUGUUUUAAUUAGUUUCUUGUGUAAUGGAUAUGAAUAUUAAGUUAAGGGCUGUUUACAAUUAUCAAUGAACAUACAAACCAAUCAUGGCUGUUUGGUAACCUUUCUGCUUUUAAAAACAUACAUGAAAAAUGUUGAUUUUAAAAGUACCGGUAAUAUCUUUAUUAUGUUGGUUUUUUUGUAAGCAUACACUGGAAAUUGUGGCAUUAAGAACCACCACACACAUAUCCAGCAUACUGUUUGUAUAUUUAUAAAACUAUUGAUAAUUGUGCACUCUCUCUUACUAUUGUACUUGGUAGCAGAUUAUAUGUUACAAAAGAAACUACCAAGUUAUUUUAUAUUGACAUAUAUGUUCUCAAAUGUUCUUGGAAAUAUUUAUAUCUGCUUUUAUUAUAUUUAUUACUGUAAAUCAGUGAGCCAUGUUUUGAGAAUGAUUAAAAUGAAAACAUCA
Messenger RNA from Gigantopelta aegis, 2888 nucleotides. Its product is annotated as MORN repeat-containing protein 5-like. The transcript has 5 exons. The record is from RefSeq and is a predicted model, not a curated record. Lineage: Eukaryota; Metazoa; Mollusca; Gastropoda; Neomphalida; Peltospiridae. Bases 44 to 637 code for a protein of 197 amino acids.